AUGGCACCCACCAACUCUUCCUCCUGCCUCCUCUUCCUCCUCCUCACCUUCCUCUUCCUCAUUCCUCCCCCCGCCCUCACCCAGGACCCCUCGGUCACCACGGUAACAUCCUCUUCAGAGGGCGGCGAAUCGUUGACCAUCCCGACCGCCGCUCAGUCCAAUCAGACGACGCCCAGCAGCUACGCGGAAGAAAAAACGACUCAAGACUCUCUUCUGGAAACGGGGGUGUCCACUCCUGCCAGUGGGGGGGAGGGGGGGGACGACGAGGACGCCCUCCCCUCAGGUGGGAUGCGUUGCCAAGGUUACUACGACGUGAUGGGCCAAUGGGAUCCGCCGUUCAACUGCAACGCGGGCGUUUUCCUGCACUGUUGCGGCACCUGUUUCUACCGGUUCUGUUGCCAGUUCAGAAAGCAGCGCCUGGACCAGAACAUCUGCUCCAACUACGACACCCCCAUCUGGGCCAACACCGGGAAGCCCGCGGCAACCGUAACCCAGGGGGGAGACGAUCUGGAUCGGGACCGCACGCACCUCAUCGUCUACAUCAUCUGCGGCGUGGUGGCCAUCAUGGUGCUGGUCGGCAUCUUCACCAAACUGGGCCUGGAGAAGAGUCGCGGGGGGAGUUCAGCGGGAGGUGGAGCGGGGGACAUCAACUCCAGGACCCUGACAGACCUGCUGAAGCAGGGGGGUGAGAUGAGCUCGAUGGAAAACGUUGCGUCCAGUUCGCCAAACGGAGGACGAGCCAACGGUGUUUCAACCCGGAUGAAGCGCAGCAGGAGUGAACAGUACCAACUGAAUAACUCGCCGUUUGCUCAGGGGCUUCCACACCAGCACCGCAACCACAGCAGCGUGGGACUCAACAAGUACACCUCCCUCAAAGCAGUGGCUCAAACUGCAUCUCGUAGCUACUACAAGAGCUUCCCUCUCAUGGACUUUUCUCAGCUCCAGCCGGUGCCAAUCCCACCGAAAGAGAAGUCUUACAUCCACCAGACGGAUUCCUCGCACCAAGACCUCCACGCCCCGCUCUCCAUCUCCAUCCCCAGCAGCCACUUGGAGCAUUCCCACCUCCCAAAAUCCACCACGCUUCCUUUUCUUUCCAGCUCGGCCUUCAAAGCCUGGGAACCCACGCGGUGCCAUGUUCAAAGGCAGGCUUCGGCUCGAGUUUACGCCCCAUCUAACCACAUUUCCUCACGUAGACAUGGCUAUUCUACGCGGAGGCAGCAGAGCAUAGAGAACAUGCCGGAUCUCUUCAGCCAGCCCUAUGGAGGCAUGUAUGCGGCGGGACAGGCGCACGUUCAACACCAACCUCAACCUCAACCUCAACCUUCGUAUAACCACCACCACCACCAGAGGCAGAAGAGCUACAGCACCACCGAGGUGACCGUUUAA
This is a messenger RNA of Trematomus bernacchii (emerald rockcod), 1386 nucleotides long. RefSeq names its product shisa family member 8b (gene shisa8b). Lineage: Eukaryota; Metazoa; Chordata; Actinopteri; Perciformes; Nototheniidae. The transcript is spliced from 4 exons. Gene Ontology annotation, cellular component: postsynaptic density; AMPA glutamate receptor complex; dendritic spine membrane. Gene Ontology annotation, biological process: regulation of AMPA receptor activity; regulation of short-term neuronal synaptic plasticity. Bases 1 to 1386 code for a protein of 461 amino acids. The record is from RefSeq and is a predicted model, not a curated record.